AUGUCCUUGGCAAUAGUUGCAUCGCUAAGCAUUGCUUAUCAACAAGUGUUUAUUUACAUGGGUAUUCCUAUUUUAUCACUAGGUCUGAUUGGUGGUUUUUUCAAUACACUUGUUUUCUUAAGCCUUCGAACAUUUCGAGAGAGUUCCUGUGCAUUUUACUUGACAGUUAUGUCAAUAUUAAAUAUGGGUCAGUUAUUAACUGGUUUGUUAUCACGUAUUUUGAUUAGCGGUUUUAAUAUUGAUUUUACGCGCACUUCAUUGUUCUAUUGUAAAUUUCGUGUGUUCUUUUUCCAAUUCUCAGUCAUCAGUUCACUCGCAUGUAUCUGUUUGGCAACAAUCGAUCAGUAUAUUGCUACAUGUACACGUCCUCGUUGGCGACAAUGGAGCAAUAUUCGUUUAGCACGACGUCUACUCAUCGGUGUGAUCGUGGCAAUUAUUAUUGAACAAAUUUCUUUUUUAGUUUUCUAUGAUCAGAAAAUUUCAUAUCCAUCUAAUCAAACAGUUUGUAUAACUACGAGUACUGGUUUCGAUCAAUUCACUAUCUAUACCAAUUCUCUUCUACUUGGCAAUCUCAUCCCUGUUAUAAUAACUUUCAUUUUCGGUAGUCUUGCUUAUAGAAAUAUUCAACAGUUGAGAUAUCGAACUGUUCAGUUAGUUCGACGAGAACUUGAUAAACAACUGAGUAUGAUGGUUCUUGUUCAAAUAUUCUAUAUUAGUUGGACGAUUACACCUCAAUUAAUUCUUUAUAUUGUGGCAGUGUAUGGAAAUAUUCGUGAUUCGACUGUUCGCGCACAGAUUAAUUUAGCUUAUGCAAUUAGUCUUUGUUUAUACUAUUCUUUUUUUGCCUCUCCAUUCUAUACUUAUAUCAUCGUUUCCGAACGUUUCCGUCGACAAUUUCUUCAUGUCAUUUUUCGAAUACAUAACAAUCAUCAAUGGCGACCAAAUCGAGUUCAUCCGAAUAUGCCUAUUAAUGUAGUAGUUUCUUUCUUGUAG
Molecule: messenger RNA, 993 nt
Organism: Adineta ricciae
Lineage: Eukaryota; Metazoa; Rotifera; Eurotatoria; Adinetida; Adinetidae
Source: the annotation of a GenBank genome assembly